AUGUUUAUAAUUGCCGCAUCCGUAAGUUGUAUUGUUACCGCAGACGUAUUAUACGGACGAGUAACACAUAUUCGGGAUCGUCGUGUGCAGAUUUACGCGGAUCUGCCUGAGAUGGCGAAGGACGGCGAUUCACCACCCGAACAUCAAUGGAACUCCUGCAUAGACCUUUUGCCGGAAAUCUACCACAGAACGUGGACAUCCGGCAGAACCCCGGCUUCACUAAAUGAACUAAUGGCUACUUUUUUAUUACUUUUUCUCAUUGCCUACGUACAUUCGAAGAGGUUACCCGAUAUAUACUGGAACAGCACGAAUCCAAUAUUCGAUGUGAGCAAUACUGAUCAUGUGAUGCCGGUGAACAUCGGUGAUCGCGUAUCACUACUGUGUCCUAGACCCGGCGAUGAUUACGAAUAUUCGAAUAUUUAUGCGGUAUCUGAAGAAGAAUACACUCACUGCUUUCUCCAGAAUCCCCAUCUAGUCGGAUCAUGCCACAACAACACUCAGGAGGUAACUAUCACAGUUGUGUUCCGGCAAUUUACACCAACUCCUGGUGGAAUGGAAUUCGAGCCUGGAAGGACCUACUACUUCAUAACUACUUCGGAUGGCACUCUAUCGGGUAUCGAUCGUAGAAAGGAUGGGCUAUGCACUGAACGCCAAAUGAAGGUGAAAUUCGAGGUACAAUUGCCAAAAAGUGAAGUACAACAUCAUGGGAAUCCGAAAUUCGCCGCAAGAACUUCUCAGAAAGAACAACGAGAGCAAAUGGAAACAUCCACCCCUAUUAUGUAUAUAAUUCACGUCGACGGUGAAAAUUCUGAUGAAUUGGAUGAUGACGUCGCAACGAUUGCGUCCAUGUCGUUGCCAUUCCUUUUAUCGCUACUUCUAUUCUACCUCAAUUAA
Messenger RNA from Necator americanus (New World hookworm), 894 nucleotides. RefSeq lists its product as uncharacterized. Gene Ontology annotation, cellular component: plasma membrane. The transcript is spliced from 10 exons. The record is from RefSeq and is a predicted model, not a curated record. Gene Ontology annotation, biological process: ephrin receptor signaling pathway; axon guidance. The coding region runs from base 1 to 894 and encodes 297 amino acids. Lineage: Eukaryota; Metazoa; Nematoda; Chromadorea; Rhabditida; Ancylostomatidae. Gene Ontology annotation, molecular function: ephrin receptor binding.